UAAUGAGGAAGAAAAAAAAAUGUUUUUUUUUUUUUCAAAAGUUGGACAUUUUUUUUAAAAUUACAAAUUUGUGUUUAUUAAUCAUCACUGAGGAAUGAAAAAGCUUAAACUGAAUCUGAAUUUUCACAGAGGAAAGUCUCCUCUGGUCUGUCACCUUCAGCACAUAUUAAAGAAGCAGAAAGUUUCCUGCUUUUUCUACAAAUAACUGAAAGAACUCGUCUAUACACAAGAACGUGCUCUGCAGCUAAAAUGCAGUUUUGUGGAAUUUUCACAGAGAACUUUUGAGAAUAACAAAAGGUGAGAGAUAGGACAAAAGAAAUCUCACAGGGAGUUGGGACAAAUGAUGGAGUAAUUGUAAGGAAGUAGGGAAAAAAUCUCAAGUUUCUGUUUAGGGCACCAGAGACCGUAAUUGACUUGAGAACAUGCUUAUCAAAGGAAGAGGCUACAUGCUUGUUACCGUUUAGUGGAAUUAUGGUUUUUAAUUGAAAGAUGCAUAGAAGAAUAUCAAUAUUUUCUGAUCUUUUACGAGGAUGGCUGUUAGGAAUACGGCCUCGAAGCUGCUCUUCUUUAUCCUGCACGGAGCCGGGAAAAGACCUGAUUCAGGCACCGAGGCCGCCGGCUAUGGGAAAGCCGGUGGAGCAGCAGGUCCUUUCAUUCAACAUCGCCCCAUUCGCCGAUAAAUCGCCGACCUUGCAGGAGUUGGUGAAGCUUGGCGUCGACCUGAGCAAGAUCGAGAAGACGAGGCACGCUCACGAGCUCGUCCUCCGGCUGGACUUUGAAAGGGACGUCCAAAAAUACAUUAGGUUUUUACAUGAUGUAGGAGUCCCCUUGGACAAACUGGGCCAGUUCUUUACCAUAAACCCUUUUAUAUUCAAAGAGGAUCUCGAAAAUCUUCAAGUAAGGAUUAACUAUUUGGAAUCUAAACAAUUUACACCUGACAGCAUUGCCAGAAUCAUAGCUGUUAAUCCCAAGUGGCUUUCACACAGCACUGUAGAAAUAGACACUCGCUUAGGAUUUUUUCAGCAGAUGUUCUCUUUAGAUGGGAACGAAGUUAGGCUUGUGGCGACGAAAAUGCCAAAAUUGAUAACUUUUAAUUUACAACAUGUAGAGGCUAACAAAUUCUCAGUCGUCGAAGAAAUGGGAUUUUCACCUCUUGAGACAAAAGAAAUAAUGUUGCAAGUUCCAAAAGUUUACAUGAAAACGAGGCAUACGCUGGUCGCCCAGUUCAACCUUAUCCACAACGAUAUGCUCGUUCCACACGAACUCAUCGUCAAACAACCCCAGGUUUUGCUCUGCAGAGAACGACGGAUGAAGGAACGACACCUCUUUCUCAAAUCGCUCGGCCGAGACCAGUACGACCCAUCGAAGCCAAAAUAUGUUUCGCUUAUGAGCAUCGCUGCCCAUGAUGAUGCCACAUUUUGCAAAGAAAUUGCAAGGACGCCCGUAUUACUUUUUAAUAAAUUUUUGAAAACUUUGUAAAUUUUUAAAUGGUGAUUGUAAAUAUGUGCUGUAAAAAUUUA
Molecule: messenger RNA, 1520 nt
Organism: Cimex lectularius (bed bug)
Lineage: Eukaryota; Metazoa; Arthropoda; Insecta; Hemiptera; Cimicidae
Gene: mTerf3
Product: transcription termination factor 3, mitochondrial
Exons: 5
Coding region: 490-1479 (329 amino acids)
Biological process (GO): regulation of DNA-templated transcription; mitochondrial ribosome assembly
Cellular component (GO): mitochondrion
Molecular function (GO): double-stranded DNA binding
Source: RefSeq, a predicted model, not a curated record